AUGGACGCCGCCCCCGUGGCCGUCGAGCCAGACGGCGCGGCGCGACGCUCCAGCAUCGAGAAGACGCCCAUCCUCGUCGACCCAGACGUCGCCGAACCGUUUCACCGCCUCCCCGACGAGAUUAUUGAACAGAUACUCCUCUCUGCCGACCCCAAUGGCUUCGCUUCACUAUUGCUUCUCAACAGCAAGUGGAGAGCCGUCUCUCAGCGACCUCAUCUCUACCGACACCACCUCGCUCAGUGCGCGUCCUUCCUUUCGAGCCACGACGACUUGCCCGCCGCCAACGAACAGAAUCUCCCAGUUUUGCGACGCCUCUUCGUGCGAGAAGCCAAACGAAAUCUCUUCGAUGCAUAUCUGCGGCCCAACGAGACGGUCAUCAAGCUUGUGUCGAACUCCAUCAGCUCCUCUUCCUGCCCUGGUGGCGAGGGCAUGCAAUUUGGCUCCUCCCCAAGCGGCUCGCAAUUCCUUGCCUACAACUCCUCUCGGAUAUAUGUUAUCGACGUGCGAGGCGAAGGGCUUCAAGUAAAGAGAGAGCUCCGGAUUCUGCGUCGCCCUGUUUCAGCUUGCAUCACCGACGAUGCUAGCCUGCUCGCCGUUUUGUCGACCGAAAUGCAGGUUGACCUCUACGACUUGACGACGAAGCCGCCGCGACGCAAGCAUUCAAUCAUUCUCGACAACAGUCCGCGCACGAUCGCCAUCUCCUCAUGCGGCACAGUUCUCGCCGCAGCGUACGAUGGAGGCAUCGAGGUGUCGUCACUGCACCAGGGCGCCUUGGCUACUGACCGAAGGGCUGUCAAGUGCGACGCCGUCGACGCCCUGGCCUUCUCUCUCGACGGGAGUCAGAUACUGGGAACAACCAUACAUUCGCCCUCUCCGAGCACCGUUGUCCUCACCGCACCCUACUACGACCCGGGAAGUCAGCUCGCCGAAAGUAACCUCAGUGCCAUGUGGACGACGUCAAUCCUCUUUCCAAACACGAGCCGUGACUGCAGUCACGCUAUUCUUCUGCAGGACGGCAGCCACGGGGAGGCGGAGUGGACGUUUACCUAUGACCGCAGCUUUGAGACGUUCCGUGCCGUUCGGCUCGACGACCUGCGAAACGGGACGACCUACUUCACCGGUCCGGUCCCCAAGGCGACCUCACAGUCAAAACUCUUACCCUGUACGCUACCCGCUUCGACACACUAUGGAGAGCUCGUUUCGGCGGGAUUCCAGGGGAAUGAGGUCUGGGUCUAUGGUGUGCCAGGCGAUCUGGAUGCCGUGCCGGAGGUCGCUGCCAGCGAAUCGUCUGCGGGGUCGUCCGCGCUGGGCCGGCACAAUAGUGUGCAAAGCAGCUUAUCCCGCAAUGCCUCUACGCGGGGUCAGGAUGGUGACGGCGAAAGAGUCCCACAGUGGCAAGUCCUCUGUGACAAGCUUAGGAACAAUUUCGUUGCUGGAUGGAAGAUAGCGGAAGUGGCUGGCAUCAGCAACGUCAAGUGGGUCGCGGACUUCGCAUCCAGCUCAUGCAAGGAACGACUUGUCGUCGCAGCUCGAGGCGUGUCUGGCCCCAGACUUGUUACAGACGAAGAGGACAUCGACUUUGUGGACGGUGGCCGCAUCUGUCUGCUAGACUUCGACUAUGGCCUCGUCAACGGUUGCAGAACGGAAAUCACAAUCGAAGUUGGAACCGACGACGCCGAGGUUCUGGAGGAGGAGAAGCGUGACAUGGAAACAGAAGUAGCCAUUGUCCGGCGGAGAACCGUCGCUCAAAGGCGAGGUGGCCGGACAGCACUGCUUCGGGCGGCAACGAGUGCCGGACAGGAACCGCCUCUUCCUCGUCUUAACCUACCUGAAGAUGACGACGACGAUGAUCCUCUGGUGCCCCGAACCAUCGGCAAGCACCCAGCUAGUCAACAACCCGCGGCCAACUUGACAGAGGAAGGCGACUUUGCUUCAAUCGAGGAACAAGAAGCCCUGGAUGCGCCCUACGCGCAUGCAAGCCCUCGAUCUGGCACCACUCUCCGACGAGCAGCAACUGCCGCUGCCGUCAACCGCAGACUGAAUCCUCGAACUGCUGAUGGGCGGCCCAUCGAGUACCGACGCGCCGAUGGGAGAGGCGAACACCCACACGAAAGCGAUGCCGAUAACUGGGUGCCUCCGCCCCCGCCGUACCAGAAGGAUGACCCUGUGGACCUGCCGGCCUUCUUGCGUGGACCCGCUGUCGCACCGCUUCCAUCGUCGACUGCCACUGUACCACCGUCCGCACAACAUGCCGACGGAUACGCAAACAUGCUGGACUCCCAGACGCCAGAAGGGAGCGACGUAAACGUUGCUCAUCGACGCCGCUCGCACCACAGAACGACGAGUGAAGUCACCUCCUCCAGUCGUCUGCGGGUCGAAGGCAUGUUGAGACCGAGGUCGAGCCCUUCUCUUCGCUCCGUGCACAUGAAUCCUGACGAUAUCUAUGAUGUGUCGCCCCCAGGUUCCCCGCAUCUCCCACAGCCAGGUCUGCCAGAGGACCAACAGGUCUCCAGGCCAGGUACGGGGGCGGCGCAGGGGCCCUCGGGGGCGUCCUUUCCCCCCUUGCGGACCGAGACGUUUCAUGUUCCGUCGUCGAGCGCGCCGUCGACAAAUGCCUCGAUCAACGCCUCCCUGACAUCGACAAGGACGGAUGGUUCGCCACGCCAAAGUGCGCCGGUUCUGCAGUUGCACAUCCCCAACUCUCCGCUCUCCGGGCUUCCGUCGGUGAGCGCUGUGGAGCCGCAGAUGCGGCGACUGCCAAAUGCGCAGACGUGGCCCCAUGCGCCAAGAUCCGAGGAUCAGUUACCGAGUCUGAAUGCAGCGGGUUAUCCGCUGACGGCUCCGCCCAACAUCACCGGCCAUGACUUCGCCACGUCUCUCCCGCCUGCUCCCAGCUCUGGACAGCUCGCAAGUUUAAACAAGCGCAUCAGCCAGGGCAAUCCGCGCCGUCUCUCGGGCGGACCCCAAGCGCACCAGAUGCUCACUGAUGAUGGCGGCUCCAAGAGCCAGCCAGGCCACCACCACCACCAGCAGCUAGCUCACAAUGCUGGGACGGACAACUCGACCAUACAAAUGCCCGACUUUGACCGGCCGCUUAUCAUCAGCACACCUACCGGUGUGACUGGCGCGUUCGAUCCCCCUAACCGACGUUCGUCCACCCGGCAAGGAGAGACUCACAUCUUGGCACCUAUACCGCGGCACCCGCGACAAAACAACUUUAUCAACCCCCGACCCGUUGAGCGACUCGAGCCCAUCUACGACACCAGCGCCCAGUCACAGCCGCCCCAGGCUACGCAGCCCAAGCCUCCGAGCGGUCUGCCGGGUUGGCUUCGGUCCGGGCCGUCUUCAUCCCGCUCCAGCCCCUCGAUGAUCAACAGGCGACCAAGCCGGGCAGAGAGGAGUGCCGCGCGGAACAUGAAGGACGCGCGUAAGAAGGGUUGGACUGGAGACAAGAAGAAGAAGAGAAAGGGAGGCAAAGACACUGGCGCGGCGUACGAGGUCGCCAGCAGCGCGGGUUGGACCGACGUGUCAAUGCCGUCCGCCCCAAAGGAGAAGAAGUGCGUCGUAAUGUGA
This is a messenger RNA of Purpureocillium lilacinum, 3573 nucleotides long. RefSeq lists its product as uncharacterized. Lineage: Eukaryota; Fungi; Ascomycota; Sordariomycetes; Hypocreales; Ophiocordycipitaceae. The record is from RefSeq and is a predicted model, not a curated record. Gene Ontology annotation, molecular function: protein binding.